This is a messenger RNA of Triticum dicoccoides, 812 nucleotides long. RefSeq lists its product as uncharacterized. The record is from RefSeq and is a predicted model, not a curated record. The transcript has 3 exons. Lineage: Eukaryota; Viridiplantae; Streptophyta; Magnoliopsida; Poales; Poaceae. The coding region runs from base 378 to 812 and encodes 144 amino acids.
UAGUGAUGAUUUACUGAAUAUGAUUCGAGGGGGGCGCAACUUCAGAAGGCCAUUUUAACUGAAUGUGAUGCUGAACCGGGGAAGUAUCGUGGUUCAGAACUUGAGGCCUUUGUGUUUUCGGUAUUUUCAUGGCAAGUAAAAAACGUGUUGCGUGCCGACACUUGGACAACAUGCAUCCGUCGGGCGCGUGUUGGUCUGCCCGCCCUUCUCCAGGAUUCAAAAUUCAAACAUCGACGACGUAACUGCAGUUAUAGGCGCCCUGUUGCGUCAGCGGGUUGUGUUAUAAAAACAGGGGCGACGGGCGAGCUGCUUUCCUUCGCCUACUCCUUGCACUACUAGCUCAGUUUGAUUUGAAAAAAAACACUUCCCUGCAUCCGAUGGGCCUCUCUCUUGCUGAAUCAGGGGCUAGUGGGACGACGAGAGGUGAAGAUGGCGAUGCCUCACUGACGUUGCCUGGUCUGGUACUGCAGCCGCCGUCUCCUUCCCUUGAUAAUUCAGCAGCUAGCGCGUGGAGCACCACGGCUAUGGCGGGCGAAGACGACGACGGCAAUGGGGAGGGCGAUGUCGUCCAAGGGGAUAUGCGCAUGUCUCUAUCGCUGACCCAAGUAGAAGGGGCGCAGGACAAAGAAGAAUCAAUGGAGGAAGGAUUCGGCGAUUACGAUCUAUUUGAAGCUGGCGACUCGACGAACAGCAAUGGAGGUUCGGUCAUAAAAGACGAACCUGAAAUCCGGGGCGCGGAGGAGGGGGAAGAUUCUUUCGAUGAGGAUGGAACCAGCAGCCGGUUGAGUAAGAGACGCCGCACGGUAGAGUAG